CUCAUUCACUUCAAUCACUAACCAUUCUAGAGGGAGAAAAAGUGUGACAUUUGUUGUUGUGUUUUAGAGAGAGAGAGAGAGAGAGAGAGAGAGAGAGAGAUGGAAGGGAAAGAAGAAGAUGUGAGAUUAGGAGCCAACAAGUUCCCAGAGAGGCAGCCGAUCGGCACUUCGGCGCAGGGCGGCGACAAGGAUUACAUGGAGCCACCGCCGGCGCCGCUGUUCGAGCCGAGCGAGCUGACCUCGUGGUCGUUUUACAGAGCUGGGAUCGCCGAGUUCAUGGCAACUUUUCUGUUCUUGUACAUCACCAUUUUGACGGUGAUGGGGGUUGUUAGCUCCAAAACAAAGUGUUCGACGGUUGGGAUUCAAGGCAUAGCUUGGUCGUUUGGUGGCAUGAUCUUUGCACUUGUCUACUGCACCGCUGGCAUCUCAGGGGGACAUAUCAACCCGGCGGUGACAUUUGGGCUGCUACUAGCAAGGAAGUUGUCAUUGACGAGAGCAGUGUUCUACAUAGUGAUGCAGUGCCUUGGUGCAAUUUGUGGUGCUGCUGUUGUCAAGGGCUUCGAGGGGACGACCCGGUACGAGCUUCUUGGUGGUGGUGCCAACUCUGUCAACCAUGGUUACACCAAAGGCGACGGCCUCGGUGCUGAGAUCGUCGGAACCUUUGUCCUCGUUUACACCGUCUUCUCCGCCACCGACGCCAAGCGUAGUGCCAGAGACUCCCACGUCCCUAUAUUGGCACCAUUGCCAAUUGGGUUCGCAGUGUUCUUGGUGCACUUAGCCACUAUCCCCAUAACCGGCACGGGUAUCAACCCAGCAAGGAGUCUUGGUGCUGCAAUCGUCUUCAACAAGGACCGCGCUUGGGAUGAUCACUGGAUUUUCUGGGUGGGCCCAUUCAUCGGUGCAGCACUCGCAGCUUUGUACCACCAAGUCGUGAUCAGAGCCAUCCCCUUCAAGUCCAAGUGAUGAUCAUGUUUGGAUCCACCGUAUGAUGCUUUUAUUUGUGGCCAUUUAUUGUCUGUUGUUUUGUUUUUAGGUGUGUAUGUAAUGAAUGUCUUAGAAAAUGUAUUAUAUAUCCAUGUAAUGGGAUUUGUGGGCAUGUUUGGUAUUUUGAUAAUAUAAUCCAAAAAAGAGGGGAUGAUGGUUGAUGGGGCCCAAUCAGAAGGUGGAGAUGGGGUGUCUGGAUCAUUGCAUUUUGUGUGGAGUGGAGUGGACUCUGUAAUGUCAAUUUGGUCACAAGACAAAUAAUGAUUCACCGACCAAACCAAACCAAACCAAGGUCUACACUUUAUUUUUUUUAUUUAUUUUUUAUUUUUUAUAAUGAUUUUUGGACAUGUGUGUUUUUGUCUCUUUUUGCCGUUGCUGGUGCUGGAUAAGUCAUUUCAUGUUUGUUCCCAUUA
This is a messenger RNA of Camellia sinensis, 1397 nucleotides long. Lineage: Eukaryota; Viridiplantae; Streptophyta; Magnoliopsida; Ericales; Theaceae. The record is from RefSeq and is a predicted model, not a curated record.